Messenger RNA from Peronospora matthiolae, 591 nucleotides. The record is from the annotation of a GenBank genome assembly. NCBI's taxonomy places the organism in Eukaryota, Oomycota, Peronosporomycetes, Peronosporales, Peronosporaceae.
AUGCCUUGUACGACCCUAUCUUUCGUUCUUGCUGCGGCAGCAGCCACCGUUCUCGUUGAUGCCAAGCCAGAAUACGUCGCACGCGUUCCAAAUGGUGCGAACGUGAACGGCGUGGCGGCUUUGGGUCAUGUGAACCCCAGCGGUGGCGGAGCUAACAACGAGUUCGGUCUCAAAUUCCGUAGCGUUGGUGAAACGUGGACCCAGGAUUUGUGCAUGGAUGACUCGGACGGCGACGGCCAGACGAAUGGCCAAGAGCUUGGCGAUCCGUGCUGUGAAUGGGUUCAAGACACGAACGCAGUUCUCCGCCGGACAACGGGACUGUCCCACCCUGGUGACGCACUUUCCAUGUCCGACGCAUCACUGUGGGAAGGUCUGGACUGUAGCAUGACUGGCAUGCCCAACGUGACCGACUCCAACGGGACAACCGACGACGUGGGGGCCAUAUCUCCAGACGAGACGGGCAGUAUUCCGUUAGGACCUGACCAGACAGACGACCCGUUUGCCCCAACAUCGCGUGCGACGUCCCUUGCGGUUCCUGCCAUCUUCUCGACUAUUGCCUUCGGCGCUGGUGUCGCUGCUUUCUUCAUGUAG